AUGGCGACGCCGCGGAAAGCGGUUGUGGAUCGCUGGCGUUGCUGGAGCCAGUUAGUCUUGGCAGCCAUUGUGAGCGGCCAGCGCAGCCCGCUCGGCUGGGCGAUGGGCAGCUCGCAGCGGCUUGCUGCUGUCGCGGCGGUCUCUCACGCAAAACAAUACUACAACCACACGCAACCGAGCGUAAUUCAAACCGAAUCGACGCAUUACAACAUCAAUAUAUUUUUCGUUAGUGCUACGCUUUGCGGUGUACUCGUAGCGGUGUGCGCGGCGUGCUGUCGUAGACCCAGUGCUACGGACAAGCCGGAGGAGGUCACGGAAUGUAGAGGUGUCUACACGGUCAGUGGGGAUUCGAGGUUGAAUCAGGUUCAACAAGAAGAUGUACCGGGUCCUCCGCCAGCGUACGACCUGGUAGUCGCAGAUUCUUCUCACAAGGAUUGUGAUACGUUACAGGAUGUCGUGUCGGAGGGCUGUCCCCGCUGUCUCAAAACGGGAGCGGACAGCGAACUGCCGUCGUAUGAAGCGGCGAUACAGCUAAAGGACACUAGAUUAUAA
Leptosia nina is the source of this 552-nucleotide messenger RNA. The record is from the annotation of a GenBank genome assembly. NCBI's taxonomy places the organism in Eukaryota, Metazoa, Arthropoda, Insecta, Lepidoptera, Pieridae.